GUAACUGCGUGGCCACGACGGCGCCCUUCGACGUCGAGGUCGGAUUCCCGGUCGACGCGAACGGCGUCCUGAAAGCAAUGCAGGUCAUCCUUUCUCAGGCGGGCAAGCCGUGCAAGAUCUCGGCGACGAUCGACAGCUACACGUUCGGCGGUAAAAACGGCAUCGCCGAGAUCUCGGAGGCCCUGGCCGCCGGCAUGACACCCAUCAUCAGCUACUGGAGCAACGAGGGGCUCGGCUGGAUGGAUGGCUCCCGCCCGGACCCUGCCGGCGGGAUCGAGGGCGUCUGCGAGAUCGACACGCCGAGGGAGACUGCCCAGAGUACGUGA
Prorocentrum cordatum is the source of this 326-nucleotide messenger RNA. The record is from the annotation of a GenBank genome assembly. NCBI's taxonomy places the organism in Eukaryota, Dinophyceae, Prorocentrales, Prorocentraceae.